AGCGAAAUCCCUUAGGGCUCAGUGCUAAUAUUGUUAAAUUUGCGUCAUUCCAAGGCAAAAUAAAAUCUAUAAAAAUCAUAAACUACUAGCAUUCCAGAGUACAUAUAUUAAAAAUUAGUGCCUGAUAAAUAUAACGUUCUAAAUGUUGUGUAAUGAUAUUAAAAUGAAGGCUAAGAUGUUAGCGCAACAGCUAACUUAAAGAAAGGGGCCAAUCAGAGAGCUUCGUUUAACACACGUGACUUGUCCCUAAAGUCAAUGCCGAGUGGACGCACUUCCUGCUGAAGUGAGAUUGUAAAGUGGUGUCGCGAGCCGCAACAGUGACCAGGCAGCACGAGCACAGGCUUUAGGAUUAAUUUAAAAAGAAGGGCGCUAUGUCUCGGAGAUAUGACUCUAGAACGACCAUCUUCUCUCCAGAGGGACGUCUGUAUCAGGUAGAAUAUGCCAUGGAGGCCAUCGGUCACGCUGGCACCUGCUUGGGCAUUCUGGCGAAUGAUGGCGUGUUGCUGGCAGCCGAGAGGAGAAACAUCCAUAAACUGCUGGAUGAGGUUUUUUUCUCUGAGAAGAUUUACAAACUCAAUGAAGACAUGGCUUGCAGCGUAGCAGGAAUUACCUCAGACGCCAACGUCCUCACGAACGAACUGAGACUUAUUGCACAGAGGUAUCUCCUGCAGUAUCAGGAGCCCAUUCCCUGCGAGCAGCUCGUUACUGCACUCUGUGACAUCAAACAGGCUUACACACAGUUUGGAGGUAAGAGGCCUUUUGGUGUGUCUCUGCUUUAUAUGGGGUGGGACAAACAUUACGGAUUCCAGCUCUAUCAGAGUGACCCCAGUGGAAACUACGGAGGCUGGAAAGCCACAUGUAUCGGCAACAACAGCGCAGCUGCUGUGUCAAUGCUAAAACAGGACUAUAAAGAGGGUGAGAUGUCUCUAUCAGCUGCCCUUGCUCUCGCUGUCAAAGUGCUGAACAAGACCAUGGACGUCAGCAAGCUCUCUGCAGAGAAAGUCGAGAUCGCCACACUGACACGAGAGAAUGGCAAGACCAGAAUCAAAGUCCUCAAGCAGAAGGAAGUGGAAGAACUGAUCAAGAAACACGAAGCGGAAGAGGCCAAAGCAGAGAAAGACAAGAAGGAGAAGGAACAGAAGGAAAAAGACAAAUAAAAAAAACCUUGCACCUUUUUUUUCUAUUAAAAAAACCCAAAAGCCUGCUGGGAUUCGUAGAGAAAUUCAUAUUGCUCCGUCUGUCGAUCUGUCAUUUUCUUUAUUAAACACAAAAAGAAAAGAAA
Myxocyprinus asiaticus (Chinese sucker) is the source of this 1282-nucleotide messenger RNA. RefSeq names its product proteasome subunit alpha type-4-like. Gene Ontology annotation, biological process: ubiquitin-dependent protein catabolic process. NCBI's taxonomy places the organism in Eukaryota, Metazoa, Chordata, Actinopteri, Cypriniformes, Catostomidae. The transcript has 9 exons. The coding region runs from base 372 to 1157 and encodes 261 amino acids. Gene Ontology annotation, cellular component: proteasome core complex, alpha-subunit complex; nucleus; cytosol. The record is from RefSeq and is a predicted model, not a curated record.